Indicator indicator is the source of this 4317-nucleotide messenger RNA. It is a transcript of the gene MST1R, whose product is annotated as macrophage stimulating 1 receptor. The transcript is spliced from 20 exons. The coding region runs from base 1 to 4317 and encodes 1438 amino acids. Gene Ontology annotation, molecular function: protein binding; transmembrane receptor protein tyrosine kinase activity; ATP binding. Gene Ontology annotation, biological process: multicellular organism development; positive regulation of kinase activity; nervous system development. The record is from RefSeq and is a predicted model, not a curated record. Lineage: Eukaryota; Metazoa; Chordata; Aves; Piciformes; Indicatoridae. Gene Ontology annotation, cellular component: signaling receptor complex.
AUGGACCUGUCAUGCCAUGUGUGCCUCUUGCUGGCAUUUGCCCUGGCCCCGCUGGAAGCCAGCACCUGGCAGUGCCCUCGCAUUCCCUACAGCUCCACCAGGAACUUUUCUGUCCCCUACACCCUGCCCAGCCUAGACACUGGCAGCCCUGUGCAGAACGUUGCCAUCUUCACCGACGCCACCGGCCCAGUCGCUGUCUUUGUGGCUGUCCGCAACCGCAUCCUGCUGGCAACUCCUGAGCUGCGCCUGCUCUCCGUCCUUGUCACCGGCCCAGUAGACAGUGCCCAGUGUGAGAUCUGCCGCUUGUGCCCAGCCCCUGCAGAUGGUCCCAAGGACAUGGACAACAUCCUGCUACUGCUGGACCCGCUGGAGCCAUGGUUAUACAGCUGUGGCACAGCACAGCAUGGGCUCUGCUACCAGCACCAGCUGGAGGUGCAGGGUGGCAUAGUGGCCAUCACAGCCACUCACUGCCUGUACUCAGCCAGAGGCAACAGCCCUGCAUACUGCCCCGACUGUGUGGCCAGCCCCUUGGGGACCAGUGCCACUGUGGUGGCCACUUCCUAUGCCUCUUUAUUCUACCUUGGUUCCACCAUCAACAGCAGUGUGGCAGCAUGGUACAGCCCACAGUCAGUGUCCAUUCGCAGGCUGAAGGGCACCUUGGAUGGCUUUUCAGAUGACUUCCAGUGGCUAACGGUACUGCCCCAAUACCAGGACAACUACACCAUCCACUAUGUGCACUCCUUUGCUGACGGGGACCACAUCUACUUCCUGAUGGUGCAGCCGGAGCGUCCGGGCUCCGCAACAUACCACACACGCCUGGCACAGCUCAGCACCCACGAGCGCGACCUCCGCCACUACCGAGAGCUUGUCCUUGACUGCCGCUUUGAGUCCAAGCGGCGGCGGCGGCGCAGCAGCAAGGAGGAUGAUGAAGGGGAUGUCACCUACAACGUGCUGCAGGCAGCCCAUGCUGCCCGCCCUGGUGCCCGCCUGGCUCGCGACCUCGGCAUCGAUGAUACUGACAUGGUGCUCUUCGGUGCCUUCGCUGAGAGCCAUCCAGAGAGCCAGGUGCCACGAGAGGACUCGGCUGUCUGUGCCUUCCCCCUCCGCCUCAUCAACCAGGCCAUAGAGGAGGGCAUGGAGAAGUGCUGUGGCACUGGGCACCAGCCUCUGCUGCGGGGGCUCAGCUUCUUCCAGCCAGUGGAAUACUGCCCACAUAAUGUGAACCUCUCAGCCCCAGUGGCCAACACCAGCUGCUGGGACCAGCCCACCCUUAUCCCUGCUGCCUUCCAUAAGGUGGACCUGUUCAACAGGCAACUGGCCGGUGUCCUCCUCACCUCCAUCUUCGUCACGGCCCUGGGGGAUGUCACUGUGGCCCACUUGGGCACCAUGGAGGGACGCGUCUUGCAGAUGGUGCUCCAGCGCUCCAGCUCCUACCUUCUCACCUUGGCCAACUUCUCCCUGGGGGAGCCAGGGCCAGUGCGUGGUGCCAUGGGGCUGCAGAGCCACUCAGUGUUCUUUGCUGCCAGCACCAAGGUGUGGCGUCUGAAUGUCACUGGCCCUGGCUGCCGCCACUUCUCCACGUGCCAGCGCUGCCUACGAGCUGAGCGCUUCAUGGGCUGCGGCUGGUGCAGGGAUGGGUGCAGACGCCAGCAUGAGUGUGCAGGCCCCUGGGUCCAGGACAGCUGCCCACCUGUCCUCACUGACUUCCACCCUCGGACUGCCCCGCUACGGGGCCGGACGCGGGUGACACUCUGCGGAAUGACCUUCCGCUCACACCUGGACCCUGACCCCAGCCGCAGACCAGCCAGGGCGUACCAGGUGUUGGUGGGACAACGAGCCUGCACCGUGCUGCCAGAGGAGAGCAAGAGCCACAGAGCCCUGCCCACCUCUCGCCACAAGGACUUUGUGGAUGAGCUGGUGUGCGAGCUGGAGCCAGGGGGCCCGAUGGCAGCAGUGGGCUCAGCCAUUGUGGUGCUUACUGUGGAGGAACCCGACGGACCCUCUGGCUUCCACGUCCGAGGCUCAGCCACCCUCCACGGCUUCUUCUUCGUGGACCCCCGUGUCAGCGCCCUGCACCCUCCAUUUGGCCCCCGGGGUGGUGGCACCCACCUCUCGCUCCAUGGCACCCACCUCUCAGCAGGGAGCAGCUGGCGGGUGAUGGUCAACACUUCUGAGUGCCCCCUGGCUGCGCAGCCCAGGCAGGGUGACAGGGAGAUUCGGUGCACAACACCUGCUGCUGGUGGCCUGGGGAAAACCAGAGUGGCCCUGUGGAUUGAUGGGGAGGAAUUUCUGGCCCCCACGCCCUUCCAGUACCGCCCUGACCCCUUCGUUUCAGCCGUUGUCCCUAGCUGCAGCUAUGAGGGCUCAAUUGUCACCAUCACCGGCACCCACCUGGACUCAGUGUAUCGUGCCAAGAUUCGUUUUGAAGCCAACAGUGUGAAGACUGAAGCCACAGAGUGCGAGGGCCCGCGAGCAGCAGGGCAGCUGCUGUGCCACAGCCCACCCUUCCCCUUUGAGAGCAAUGUGGAGACAGCGCCUGGGAACCUGAGCGUGCUGCUGGAUGGUGCCACUGACCGCUGGCUCUUCCGCCUCCGCUACUACCCCCAGCCCAAGGUCUUCCCCUUGGAGCAGGAGGGUGGGCACCUCCACCUCAAACCUGGUGAUGAUGAGAUCGAGGUGCAUCAACUGGGGCUGGAUGCUGUGGCCACGUGCAUGAACAUCACCAUGACGGUGGGGGGCCAGGACUGCCACCCCAAUGUGCUGAAGAAUGAAGUGACGUGUCGUCUGCCCCGCAAGCUGCGCCUGCCCUCGUCUGGGGCUCCCGUGGAGAUCUGUGUGAAUGGCGCCUGCAAGGCGCUGGGCUGGGUGCUGCCAGCUGCCACCUCGUUGGACCUGGCCACCAGCCUGGCCCUGGGCAUCGGGGUCACCUUCCUGGUCUGCUGCAUCCUGGCUGUCGCACUGCUCCGCUGGCACUGGAGGAAGAAGAAGGGGACGGAGAACCUGGAACUGCUGGUGCAGGCUGGCCGAGGCAACCCCCCUGUCACCACCCAACGUGCUGGUGUCGAUUAUAGGGAGGUACCAGUGCUGCCCGUGGUGUUCAGCCCCAGCCCAGUGGGGCCUCGGGCACGAUUCAUUGGUGCUGGUGCCAGUUCUGGUGCCAGUGCUGGUGCCAGUGUGGCGGGUGGUGGCUCCCCCGUACCCUUGCUUAGGACCACGUCCUGCUGCCUGGAGGAUCUGCGGUCAGAGCUGCUGGAGGAGGUGAAGGAUAUCCUCAUCCCUGAGGAGCAGCUCAUCACCCACCGCCACCAGGUCAUCGGCAAAGGGCACUUUGGCAGCGUCUACCAUGGCACCUACAUGGACCCACUGCUGGGGGACAUCCACUGUGCCGUCAAGUCCCUGCACCGCAUCACGGAUGUGGAGGAGGUGGAGGAGUUCCUGCGUGAGGGCAUCCUCAUGAAGAGCUUCCACCACCCCCAGGUGCUCUCACUGCUGGGGGUGUGUCUGCCCCGCCGUGGGCUGCCCCUUGUCGUCCUGCCCUACAUGCGCCACGGGGACCUGCGCCACUUCAUCCGUGCCAAGGAACGGAGUCCCACGGUGAAGGACCUUAUUGGCUUUGGGCUGCAGGUGGCCCUGGGAAUGGAGUACCUGGCCCAGAAGAAGUUUGUGCAUCGGGACCUGGCAGCCAGGAACUGCAUGCUGGACGAGACACUGACGGUGAAGGUGGCUGACUUUGGGCUGGCACGGGAUGUCUUUGGCAAGGAGUACUACAGCAUCCAGCAGCACCGCCACGCCAAGCUGCCAGUCAAGUGGAUGGCACUGGAGAGCCUCCAGACUCAAAAAUUCACCACCAAGUCAGAUGUGUGGUCCUUCGGGGUGCUGAUGUGGGAGCUGCUGACACGGGGGGCAUCGCCAUACCCCGGGGUGGACCCCUACGACAUGGCACGCUACCUGCUGCGGGGGAGACGCCUGCCACAGCCUGCCCACUGCCCCAACACACUGUACGGGGUGAUGUUGAGCUGCUGGGCACCGGUGCCUGAGGAGAGGCCUUCCUUCACGGGGCUGGUGGGCGAGCUGGAGCGUGUCCUGGCCACGCUGGAGGGCAAGCACUACGUCAAUCUGGCUGUCACCUAUGUCAACCUGGAGCGUGGCCCCCCCUUCCCUCCUGCCGCCCUGGGGCAGCUGUCUGAUGAUGAGGAUGAGGACAACGAGGAGGAGCAGGAGAAGGAAGAGGAAGAGGAAGAGGAAGAAGAAGAAGAAGAAGAAGAGCCGUAUGCUGAUGGGGUGUCCAGCACAGUGGAGGCUCCUGGACCCCCAUAA